AUGCCAAGAAAAAGAUUCUUUGUCAACAAAAUGGCAGAUUACACUGCUGGUGAAGAGAUUGACAUCAAUAAAAGCACCUGGCAUGAACAGAUUAUUGCUCUGAUUAAGGUGAUCACUGAAGCAGCGCAAACAGCAUCUUCUGAUGGAGGUCUGUACGUGGGCACCGCUGGAAUUGCCUACAUGCUGUGUUACGCUUCAAGCUUCGAGCCCUUUUAUGAGAACAAAAGAGAGUAUUUACAAAUGGCAAAAGCCUUAUUUGAUCGUGAUCUGAAGAUCUUAGAAAAGAGCCGAUCGUCAAAAGCUGAUGAAGUGUCAUUCAUUCUUGGCCCAUCAGGUUUAUAUGCUCUUGGUGCUAUUCUUGGGAGUGCUUUAAAAAACGAAGCACUGGUCAAUGAAAAUGUUCAGCGAUUUCGGUCUGUUGCCAAGGAGUGUUUGAAGCCUAGAUUUCUUUCUUGUGGGUCCGAUGAGCUGUUUGUGGGCCGAGCUGGUUAUGUCUGUGGGGCUCUUACAUUGAAAAACAAAUUAAGUGUAAAGGUGGUGGAUGAUGCAGUGAUCAAUGAUAUUUGUGCCACCAUGGUCCAGUCUGGUAAAGAUUAUGUCAGAAAACACCGAACAAAAGCUCCUCUCAUGUAUUCCUAUUACGACACAGAAUAUUUGGGUGCAGCCCAUGGAAUCUCAUCUAUUCUCCAAAUGAUCAUCAGUUGCCCAUCUUUCUUGGAGUCUAACCCUUCUGCAGCCAGGGAGGUUAAAGCUGCGGUUGAUUGGCUUCUUACCAUCCAGCAGGCCAAUGGUAACUUUCCUCCAGCUAUGGAUGAAGUUAACUCACCUCGGAGUGACAGCGAUGAACUGGUACAUUGGUGUCAUGGGGCUCCAGGUGUUGUGUACCUCUUUGCCAAAGCCUAUAGAGUGUGGGGUGAUGAGCGCUACCUGCAAGCCUGCAUCCAGUUUUCGGAGCUGACCUGGAAACGUGGCUUGCUUACCAAGGGUCCUGGCAUUUGCCACGGUGUUGCUGGUAAUGGAUAUGUGUUCCUGCUGUUGUAUAGGCUGACUGGCAACAAGAAGUACUUGCACCGAGCAAAUCAGUUUGCCAACUUCAUCCUGACCCAGGAGUUUCAGACAGGAGCCCGGACUCCAGAUAAUCCGUACAGUUUGUACGAGGGUUUGGCGGGGACAGUCUGCUUUUUGAUGGAUCUUCUGCAGCCAGAGAAAGCUGCAUUUCCGUUUUUUGAUGUUUUCUAA
Molecule: messenger RNA, 1239 nt
Organism: Candidula unifasciata
Lineage: Eukaryota; Metazoa; Mollusca; Gastropoda; Stylommatophora; Geomitridae
Source: the annotation of a GenBank genome assembly